AUGAUCACGUCUCCUAAAUCGCCUUCGAGAAUCAUCCUCCUCGCGGCAUUUUUCUCGCUGGUAUGGUGGACUUUCUUUCGCUCCUCGCCCUACACUAGCGGCCUGCACGAGAUUGCGAGCGUUGCGCUUCCGCCGCUCGAUUUUUUAACAGCGACGUCGAACCGACAAGAGAAGCACGCACAGCACUAUGCGUCGCGGGAAGCGCGCGAGUUUUGCGCCGCGCAUGGCUAUUCCAUUUAUACACCACAGCGCGCGUCCGGCGAGCGCAAAGUAUACGACCUUAUGAUGGUGAAUACCGAGCUCGAUUUUCUCGAGAUUCGCCUCCACGCGCUAUACGAUUACGUCGACUACUUCAUCAUUGUUGAGUCGCCAAAGACGUUUCAAGGGGACAAGAAACCACUCGUAAUUGCGGACAAUUGGGACAGAUUUCGUCGCUACCACGAUAAGAUGAUCUACCACGAAUUGACGUAUCCCAAGUCGUUCAACCCGAAGCGCGCAUGGGACUACGAGGAUUUACAACGAGACGCAAUGUUCGAGCAGUCCAUGAAUCAAUUAAAAGGCCCGAAAGCGCCGAUAAAAGGCGACGUUAUUGUUGUUUCCGACGUUGACGAGAUCCCGCGACCCAAAUCGCUGCUCGUGCUCCGCACCUGCAGCUUUCCGCGCCGCCUCACGCUCGGCUCCAAGUUUUACUACUAUUCGUUCCAGUUCUUGCACACAGGGCCGGAGUGGCAGCACCCGCAGGCCACCUUCUACCAAGGGUGGCGCACCAUCAAGCCCACCAACCUGCGCAACGGCGAUGGCGGCCUCCCUUGGUUCCGCGAGCAGGAAAAGGGCGUCCUGAACAAUGCCGGAUGGCACUGCAGCAGCUGUUUUGCCACUAUGGAGCAGUUCCUUAACAAGAUUGCCAGCUUCUCCCACGGCUGGAUGAAUGACGAAGAAUACAGAGACCGAGACAAGAUUGCCAACGCCGUCCGGCACGGAAAGGAUGUCUGGGACAGGGACGAAGAUCAGUUUGACAGGAUUGUGAACAACCAGGAUAUCCCGCCACUGGUUCUCCAGGAGGGAGAGCGGUUUGGCUACAUGACGAGUCGGGAUGGACCGUCCGCAGGGUUCAAAGAUUAUCCAUGA
Molecule: messenger RNA, 1128 nt
Organism: Akanthomyces muscarius
Lineage: Eukaryota; Fungi; Ascomycota; Sordariomycetes; Hypocreales; Cordycipitaceae
Exons: 1
Coding region: 1-1128 (375 amino acids)
Biological process (GO): protein N-linked glycosylation; N-acetylglucosamine metabolic process
Cellular component (GO): membrane
Molecular function (GO): beta-1,4-mannosylglycoprotein 4-beta-N-acetylglucosaminyltransferase activity
Source: RefSeq, a predicted model, not a curated record